This is a messenger RNA of Silurus meridionalis, 3800 nucleotides long. RefSeq names its product carboxyl-terminal PDZ ligand of neuronal nitric oxide synthase protein. The record is from RefSeq and is a predicted model, not a curated record. NCBI's taxonomy places the organism in Eukaryota, Metazoa, Chordata, Actinopteri, Siluriformes, Siluridae. The coding region runs from base 300 to 2075 and encodes 591 amino acids. Gene Ontology annotation, molecular function: nitric-oxide synthase binding. The transcript has 11 exons.
UAAAAUAUUUAACAAACCAGAAAAAGGUCGGAGGGGAAAGUUGGGGCAAAAGAAUAAACAUAUAUUUAUUAAUAUUUUGUUUAUUUUUGGAAUCCUUCCUCCUUUUAUUUGUCCUGCUCCACAAUGCGUGCUGGUCUCCGGUCCUCGGUUACACGCUGGGACAUUUUAGAAGAAACGGAGACGUUUGGUGGAUCUCGACCCAGCGCAGAUUUAGGAGUGGAAUAUCCUGUGGACGUGUGGAUUGUUUAGUUUAUUUUCUGAAUAUAAAUAACUAUAUUUUUCCUGAGUUUGGGGAGGAAAUGCCUGGCCGGAACAGGUACAACCUGGUGGAUGACGCGGCGGACUCGCGCGUGCCGCUGCACAACGACGAGGCGUUUCAGCACGGCAUUAAUUUCCAAGCCAAGUAUAUUGGAAGUCUGGAUGUCCCGAGACCCAACAGUCGCAUGGAGAUCGUGGCUGCUAUGCGGAGAAUCAGAUACGAGUUCAAGGCGAAAAGCAUCAAGAAGAAGAAAGUGAACAUGGUGGUCUCGGUGGACGGCGUAAAAGUGUUACUUCGCAAGAAACAGAAGAGGAAAGAAUGGACAUGGGAUGAAAGUCAAAUGCUAGUGAUGCAUGACCCAGUAUACAGGAUUUUCUAUGUGUCCCAUGACUCUCAGGAUUUAAAGAUUUUCAGUUACAUUGCCAGAGAUGGGUCCAGCAACACCUUCAGAUGCAACGUCUUCAAGUCCAAAAAGAAGAGUCAGGCAAUGCGUAUAGUGAGGACAGUAGGCCAGGCCUUCGAGGUGUGCCAUAAGCUAAGUCUGCAGGCUGCUGACGGACAGAUGGACAGACUUGCAAUUGGAGACAGUGGAAAAUCUGAGGACGAGUCACCUAGUACAGGCCAUGAGUUGACUGGAGCUGAGCACAUCAGUGGCAUAGAAAUGGAGAUGAAGUCGCUGCCAGCCAGCGCUUGCGAUCAAGCAAUUACUGAUGUCCUUCAGAGUUUAUCAGAGCUGAACAUGGUGAAGCCAGGGCAGGAUUUAGAGGGGAUGCCUCUUCACUCUUUGUCUCCCAGCAGCCCUCGCUCUCUGUCUCUCACACCAUUGGCUGACCAGCACCAGCUGCAGUUAUUACAGCAGCAAGUUCUUCAGCAGCAACAGCAAGCUCAAGUGGCUGUUGCACAGGUGCAGCUGCUGAAGGAUCAGAUAGCAGCAGAGACGGCUGCCAGGAUGGAGGCUCAGGCCAGGAGCCAUCAGCUGCUGCUGCAGAAUCGAGACCUGCUGCAGCACAUAGCGCUUUUGGUCCAGCAUGUCAGUGAGCUGGAAGCCAAAGUCAACGGCUAUGCAAAGAAUGAAGACUGGAGAAGAUCGUCAUCCUGUUCUCUCUCUCUCAACCUCAAAAACCACUACAGUUCAGACCAGCCCAUCACCUCCACGCCGGCAGGAGACGUCCAAGUCUCUCUCACAACCCCUUAUAGCAUGAUGUGCGCUGAAUCCUACCUCAGCCUGAUCAGAACAGGAACGUCCCAUGCAGCCAACGGCAUGCAAGCGAACCUAGGACACAAGCAGAGAAUGGGGAGUGCAAGCAACGACUUCACAAAGUUCAAUUCAGCAGCAGUGGAUCAACGGGUUCAAGAAAUAAUCCCAAAACUGGACCCGCCCCCUCCUCCCGUCAACCGAAAGCGACCGAACAGAACAGGAUCUGAAACGGCGUCGAGUCUGGCCUUCAGCUCGACCUUCCCAGACGUCACACCGUGUUCCGUUUCUUCAGCUGACCUCGGUAACGACUUUAGCGCCUCGUUUUCGGCGAGCGAAGAUUCUGGCAUGCGCUCUGACAACAAGCCGUCCGGAGAUGAUCUGUUCGAAGAUCGCAACUCCGCCCUCCUCUCUACGUCCAGCACGUGCAGCAGUUUGCCAGAGGACCACCCACUGGCUGGAACCCCGCCUCGUUCGGCCACUCCCAUCAACUACGAGCACACGAUUCCGUUUUCAUCACCCCUCAACAAAACCUGCCUUCACAUCAGCCUCAGCGAAGACGAGCUUCUGGACGAUGGGAUCUUUCCUACAUCAAGUUCACUCAGUAGCUCACUUAGUUAGUAGUCAGGGCAACCACAAUGAAAUUAGCCCCAGGCUUCAAGACUUCUAUAUAAGCUGUGUGAGAUGAGAAGUUCUGUGAGAACUUCAGUGCUAUUAUGCAUUGUAUUCCAUUUCAAUUGUUAUUGUAGUGAAAACAUGACUCCAUAGUCCCCAGUUUGCUCCUGCUGAAGUCGAGUUUCUCAUACUCUUCCCAUUUCCAUGGAGGUUUUUCCAGGGUUCUCCGGUUUCCUCCUGAGGUGGCUUGGCUAAACGAGUGUACAUGGUGCUCUGUAAUAGACUGUCAUCUCAUUAUGCAUGGCACUCACUUUUCCUGGAAUAGGCUACGGAUUUAUCACGAACUUGGGAAUAAAGUGGUACAGAAGAUGAAUGAAUGUUUAAUGGAAUUCUCUUCCUUUUGGACCUUGAUGCUGAUGGAUUUUUUUGCUGUAAGACAAGACGCUCGCUGGGUCGUAUUCAGAGUUAAAUGAAGCUCACAAUGCACACGUUAUACAUGCUGGGUAAAAUUGACCUAAAACAAACGAAAGCAACAAUGCAAUAUUAUUCAUUAUAUCAUUAUUAACAAUGCUAUUUCUACAUUCAAGUGAUUUGCACAAUAUAAAUCGAAGGCCCAGAAACUGGAUGUAAGCACGUGUGUAACUAAUGUUUAAAUAUGAGGAAAUUUUCUCAUAUAAACCUUUUUUUGACUUAUUUGGAUUUAACUGAUGAACUCUGAAUUUGGCCCAAUUGUCUUCAUUGCGUACAUGCAAAUGUGCUGGAAAAUAAUAUACACUGGAUUGCUAUGUAAAAAUAGAAAAAUAAUGAACUGUUAACGUAGAACAUGGGCUACAUGGGUUACUUUAUACACCCUAAAUACAGAUUAGAAGUAAAAAUGAAAUAUAAAUGAAAUGCAUGGGGGAAAAAAGGUGCAAAUGUUUUGUUGAAUUUUGGAGAAUAAUCUAGAUCAUGUAUGGAAGUCAAAUGCAAAUGCUCAUCAAAUAUAUGUUUAGGCACAUGCAAAAAAACAGAAGAAGGAUCUUAAUUACACUCCAGAAAUUACACUGGGAGUUCAUUGCAUUUCAUUUAGUUCUGUUUAAGGAAUGGAAAAGAUCCAGACUGAGAUGAAGCAAAGCAUAAAUGAACUCCAUGUUCAUAAACCCGCCAGGGUGACAUCAUCAGCUGGAAAGCAGGACAAGAAUCUUACCGCGCCGUUCUUUCUGAUGAUGAGUGGCAUUGAUACACAGUCCGGGAACGCGGGGGAGGGGGAAAUAAAGUGUUGCCUUAGCAGCGAAUUGACUCAGAGGAAGCGAAACCAAGGUAAAUCAAUUUCCUUGCUCUGUGGAUUUCCAUGUCAUAUUAUUGAUACCGAUAACAUCAUGCUGAACUCAAAAAAAUCGUUUUCGGUCUUCUAGAAUUGGUGACAUUGUGGUAGGUUUAAAUUCGCCCCACAGAUGUUUGAGACCCAAAACUGAAAUGUGCAUGAAGACUAUUAGCAGUAUAUGCACCUCAAGCAAUGCUAGCACUGUUCCAGAGUGUGAAGAGACAGAAUUAACCAUGGGAGACAGAGCAAUAAGAAUGAAUGAGAUAGAAGGAAUUAGGAAGAAGGGAAGAUGGCAGGGAUGCUGUUAUGAAUUAUUUUGAGGAAGAAAAAGGUGAAAAAGACAUAAAGGUAGGGAACACGUUUGCAGUGUCACUGUUGGAAGCUACGCCGCAGCAAUAAACGAAUAAAUAGACAAAAUAUAUCUUGAA